GGAGAUGUGUCCAAAGACAUGGAUACGGCGUCGCUUGGUCGAGGCGAUGGACCUGUUGUUCGUCACAAUCAUGCGCUUGUCUUUGUAGCCGCUGGUCAUGACGUGCCGGGCGUCGACAAUGGUGACAUUCUCCUUGUCAUCGGAGGCUCGACGCAUUGGGCAUACUUGGGCGAUGUCUGGGUCUUUGACUUGAAGACGGGAUCGUGGACGCAGAUGAUUCCAGGCGGUCCAGGCCCUGUAGCCCGGCACGGCCACGUCGCUGCGCUCGUCGGCUCGACGGUGGUGGUGUUUGGUGGCCACUCAGGCAUGCAGUCACGCCCAUCCACCCUCACUUACUACAACGAUGUCUUUUCCUUGGAUCUGACGUCCUGGAACUGGACGCGCUGUGCGACCACGCUCAGCACGCCGCGCUCCUGGAUGGGCGUCGCGGUCGUCGGCGCGCUUGUUGUCGUCGCGGGCGGGUACACCUUUGACGUCACUGCGCGUGACGAAGUCUACUUUGACGUCAUCGAAGCCUAUGAUGUGGCCAACGAUGUCUUUCUCUCCCUUCCUCCCGAUGUUACACUUGCCUCUCCCCGCAAUCGCGUGUGCAUGGCAUCGUGCGCCUCGACGAUCGUCAUCUUUGGCGGCAACGCGCUUCUUGCCGACCGCGGCGAUGUUUUCUUCUCGGACAUCGCUGUUCUCGACGCUUCGUCAACAUGCGUGUCGAACUGGACGCUCUCUGUUGCCAAGCUCACGCUCUCGGGCUGGACCUCCGACUUUAUGCUCUUGCCCUUUCUGAUCAUGAUUCGGAACGUGCUGCUGGAAGGCGGAGCGCUCAUUGACAUGGAUCGCGCCGGCGACGACUACACGCAGGCCGAGGCCGAGGAGGCCUUUAUCCGGGUUGCCAAGGCACACGGGUGGAUCACAUGA
Messenger RNA from Thecamonas trahens ATCC 50062, 912 nucleotides. RefSeq lists its product as uncharacterized. The transcript is spliced from 2 exons. Bases 19 to 912 code for a protein of 297 amino acids. The record is from RefSeq and is a predicted model, not a curated record. Gene Ontology annotation, molecular function: protein binding. Lineage: Eukaryota; Apusomonadida; Apusomonadidae.